Molecule: messenger RNA, 1107 nt
Organism: Castor canadensis (American beaver)
Lineage: Eukaryota; Metazoa; Chordata; Mammalia; Rodentia; Castoridae
Gene: Rdh12
Product: retinol dehydrogenase 12
Source: RefSeq, a predicted model, not a curated record
GGAUUCUGGGCUCUGCUUAGAGACAGGCUGUUGCGGAAUGCUCAGGAGUGAGAGGAGCAAGAAGCAGCAGUAGCACCUAAGAGUUGGAGCCAGACCAGGAACAGGAGACAAAGCUGAGUUUGAAGCUGGGACAACGGCAGCUAAAGAAGUUGAAAGAUGCUGGUUAUUUUGGGACUGCUGACCUCCUUCCUUUCACUUUUGUAUGUGACAGCUCCAUCCAUCAGGAAGUUCUUUGGUGGUGGAGUUUGCAGAACAAACGUGCAGCUUCCUGGGAAGGUAGUGGUGAUCACAGGCGCCAACACUGGCAUCGGCAAGGAGACUGCCAGGGAGCUUGCUCGCAGGGGAGCACGAGUGUACAUUGCCUGCCGCGAUGUGCUGAAGGGGGAGUCCGCUGCCAGUGAAAUCCGAGCAGAUACAAAGAACUCCCAGGUGCUGGUGCGGAAACUGGACCUAUCUGACACCAAAUCCAUUCGCGCCUUUGCUGAGGGCUUUCUGGCAGAGGAGAAGCACCUCCAUGUUCUGAUCAACAACGCAGGCGUGAUGAUGUGUCCGUAUUCCAAGACAGCAGAUGGCUUUGAAACCCACCUGGGGGUCAACCACCUGGGCCACUUCCUUCUUACUUACCUGCUCCUGGGGCGGCUAAAGGAAUCUGCUCCAGCACGGGUGGUAACCCUGUCAUCAGUGGCUCACCACGCUGGCAAGAUUCGCUUCCAUGACCUCCAUGGUGACAAACGCUACUGCAAUGGUUUUGCCUAUUGCCACAGCAAGCUGGCCAAUGUGCUUUUCACUCGUGAGCUGGCCAAGAGGCUCCAAGGCACGGGAGUCACCACCUAUGCAGUGCACCCAGGCAUUGUCAGCUCAGAGCUGGUCCGUCACUCCUUCCUGCUGUGCCUGUUCUGGCGGCUCUUCUCCCCCUUCAUCAAAUCAGCAUGGCAGGGUGCACAGACCAGUCUGCACUGUGCCCUAGCUGAGGGCCUGGAGCCUCUGAGUGGCAAGUACUUCAGUGACUGCAAGAGGACCUGGGUGUCUGCAAGGGCCCGAAAUACAAAAACAGCCGAGCGCCUGUGGAAAGUCAGCUGUGAGCUUCUAGGAAUCCAGUGGGAGUAG